GUGUAGCCUAGCAGACUAAACUUAUAACUUCUCUAAUAGCGAUUUAGUUCAUAGGCAAAGAAGAUCUAUUUCUGCAUUUAAACAAACUCAUUUAAAAAGCCAAGAAAUUUUUUCACUUCACUACUCAUUACCAAUUACAAACCUAAUAUCACUACUAUGACAAGUGAUAAAACAGUCGAACAAGUGAUCACUGAACCUGCUAAAUGUACUUACACAAGCUGUUACUGUGAGGAAAAUAUUUGGAAACUGUGUGCUCUCAUACAAGAAGAAUGCCAUGAGUCUGAACUUUCAAAGUGCUACUCUGUAUUUAUCUCAAACAAAUCUAAAAAGAUUCCACUGUGGCAUCAAAAAGCUAGCAAAGCAGAAGACAGGCUGAUCGUAUGGGACUACCAUGUGAUUAUGUUAUACGUUGAUGCUGGACGUACGUUGGUGUAUGAUCUAGACACUGAGCUGGGUUUCCCAUGCACUCUCAAGGACUACAACUCUGCAUGUCUUGGGGAUGAAAGAAACUUUGAUGAUAAAUUCAAAAGAAUGUUUAGAGUUAUCCCUGCUCCUGAGUUCCUAACAACAUUUGCCUCAGACCGAUCUCAUAUGCUCAAUGAUAGAAAGGAGUGGUUGUCACCUCCACCUAACUAUCCACAAAUCACUUGUCCAGGCUCGUCCAACAACAUUGAUGAAUUUAUCUCUAUGGACAUCUCAAGCAAACAUGGAGAAGUGUAUCAUCUGCAUGAAUUUUUAAACAAGUUUCUUUAGUUUUUCAUCUGAUUGUAUUUUAAACAGUAGCUUGCUGAGUUUUCUUUAAAUUAGAUCAUAAAAUAAAUCUGUGAAAAUCAACAAAAUCUUUUAGUUUUAUAUUUUUUUAUAUUUAAGCAGUUUACUCAGGUGAAAGUAUGUUUUAUUUUCCUUGUACCCAGCUUUGAAAAUUAAAAAAACCACCAUUAUCAUCACAUCAUUCCAUUUUUAAUAUUAUAAAUACUGCAUUAAUUUAGCAUUUAAGUUCAUAUUUUGUGCAGACAUAUGCUGCUAGUUUUUAUUUUUUACUUCGUCUUUGGUUAGAAUGAAAGAAACAAUAAUAUGAAAAAAAUAAAACAUGGCUCCUCUUGCCACAACUUGGCGAGAUCCUUGCCAGGGCCCAUACCUGGACAUUAGAUUAUGACAACCAGUGACCUACUCAUUGUGAUCCCUUUCUUGACCUGUGCAGGUAUUGGCCAAAGGAGUGCUUGGCAUUGAGUUUGGUACCAGUUUUAGUUUCAGCAACUACCAAAAGGAAACAAUCCAAUCAGCAGGGUUUUUUUUUAUUUUGGAGUUGUCUCUCUUAGGUUAUUAUUCCCCAAGCCUCAUCUACCACCCAUUAUGCAAUCCCCUAGUUCUAAUACCAGCUAUAGUAAACAACUCUCAUGGUUCUUAAAUGUUGGUUAAAAAUGGUUAUUAUAUUUAAAUUGAAGUUGGCAACAUUUUACACAAAAGUAUACCUUAACAUGUUAUUGAAAUAAAACAUAAUGU
Physella acuta is the source of this 1503-nucleotide messenger RNA. RefSeq names its product protein N-terminal glutamine amidohydrolase. Gene Ontology annotation, cellular component: cytosol; nucleus. Gene Ontology annotation, molecular function: protein-N-terminal glutamine amidohydrolase activity; protein-N-terminal asparagine amidohydrolase activity. NCBI's taxonomy places the organism in Eukaryota, Metazoa, Mollusca, Gastropoda, Physidae. The record is from RefSeq and is a predicted model, not a curated record.